This is a messenger RNA of Aegilops tauschii subsp. strangulata, 946 nucleotides long. RefSeq lists its product as uncharacterized. The record is from RefSeq and is a predicted model, not a curated record. NCBI's taxonomy places the organism in Eukaryota, Viridiplantae, Streptophyta, Magnoliopsida, Poales, Poaceae.
CUACCCACUGCGCUGCCGCCCCUACCUGCGGCCCCGCCCUGCCUCCUCAGGCCCCCCUCCCCACUUGCCCCCUCACGCUUCCCCUCGCCCUCUCCGCCUUCUCCUCUUCCCCAGAUCCGCGUCGGCAACCCGCACGCGCCGCGCCCGUCGCCGGCCACCUCGCACCGCCAUGGCAACCGUCGACCUCGUGCCACACCGACGUUCUGCUGUCCUGCGCCGCCGUUCUGCAUUUUGCACUGAGGGACCAAGGUCGGGUACAGGCCCGGGGUGGUCAUCGGCGGGAAGGACCUGGAGCACGACUGCGGGGCGCACCGCGGGAUCGGCUACUUCAUCGAGCCGCUCCUUCUGCUCGGGCUCUUCCCCAGGUCGCCCUUGUCCAUUCGUCUCCAAGCUGCUGAAGAAGUCCGGGUGGAAGAAAGCCGGCGUUUGUGAGUGCAUAGAGAUGCCAUCGUAUGUCGUGUACAAGGGUAAGGUUCCCGGAGUCUACGACGACUGGGAGGAGUGUCGGAGACAGGUUCACCGUUUCAGCGGUAACAGUUACAAAGGGUACACCACUAGGGCAGAGGUGGAAGCUAGAUACAUGCGCUAUCUAGCGAGAGAGAGGAGGGAGCGGAGGAGGAACCGGAUGAAGACCAGUUUCAUCGCGAUGAUGCUCAUCAUGACCGUAGCUCUCUUCUAUGUGAUGGUAGUUUAGAUAUCGACUUGUAAUGUGAAGACAAACUCGCUACUCGCGGUCUCGAGACUUGUAAUGUUCUAACUUUGUUCGGUAUUUUGAAUUCGGAGACUAAUAUGAUGAAUUGUAUUCGGAGACUAAUCUUCUAUUGUAUUCGAUAAAUCUGUUGUUUAUAUGUUGUGCUGUUUAUAUUCUGUGCUGUAAUGUAUUUUGUAACCUAUGCAAAUAUCAGAAAAGCAAAAAAAUCCUAAUAUUCAUAGUAGUGGUGCACCU